Cyanidioschyzon merolae strain 10D is the source of this 1017-nucleotide messenger RNA. RefSeq lists its product as hypothetical. Bases 1 to 1017 code for a protein of 338 amino acids. NCBI's taxonomy places the organism in Eukaryota, Rhodophyta, Bangiophyceae, Cyanidiales, Cyanidiaceae. The transcript has a single exon. The record is from RefSeq and is a predicted model, not a curated record.
AUGGAUCCUAACAGGAAGAAACUGUGCUGUUUUUUGGGAUUAUUUUUGCCAGCAGGCAAGCUGCUAACCAAAAGAAAGCAACGGAAACGUGAGAGUAGCGCUUUCGCGGGGAGGUGCUCGCCUGCGCUGACGCUCUGCGCAGUCACGACGUCAGAACAGACGCCGAAGCCUGUACAGUCAACGGCUGCUGAAGACUCCGCGGAAAGCGAGCUGCAGCUGCAGCUUCUGGGUCCGUUGCGUAGGCGCUCGCUAUGGGAGCGCGUCGACCACUACCGUCAGCAGGUGGCCGCGGAAACCCCAAGUCUACCCUCAACCCGGAACGCCCUGUUGAGCAACUUUGUUCCACGGAACAAAGCUGCUGCUGAAGAGGGUCUUGGUCUCGAGUGGGACGAGGCUAUCGAGGAACUGGCCUGCGGUGCACCGGCGACGAUAUGCCCUGUGAUUCGCUUCACCUGUCGCCGAGGACACGUGGUUUCAGUGGCAGCGAAUAGCAAGCUCGCUUCCCGGGGUGAAUGCCCUGUUUGUCAGUAUGCGGCGCGCUGCGGACGGGCGUCGUCUUUGAGGGAGUAUCGACCUCUGCAAAGCAAGCGCUUUGAGCGCUACACGCUCGACAUGCUCAAGGCUGCUGCAAUGGAACGCGGCGGCGAGCUCCUCUCCACCGAAUACGUCAAUGCACGUCGGAAGCUGCUCUGGCGCUGUGGACAGUGUAAGCACGAGUGGUUCGCUACGACGGACAAUAUUUUGAGACUCGGUUCGUGGUGUCCAAAGUGCGCUCGCCGCCAGGGCCGUAAUCGGGUAACGCUUGCAGAUAUGCAGGCCAUUGCGGAUAUGCAUGGUGGAGUGUGUCUGUCGAAAGAGUAUCGGGGUGCCAUGGUUCCACUACAGUUUCGUUGUGCAGAGGGUCACGAGUUCUGGGCGAACCCGAAUAACAUACGGCGAGGGAUUCGUGGCCAUGGAACGCAGCGCAAGCCGAGCUGGUGCCCGCACUGCGCGCGUGAGCGCCGCCAAAAGUCUUGA